AAAAAAGUAUUGAAAGUUUGCCCCCCCCCAUCCGAUUAAUCGAAAAAUAAUCAGCCAACUAAUCCAUUAUGAAAACAAUCGUUAGUUGCAUCCCUAAAUGUAUGUAAUGUAUGUAAUAGAGAUGUAAUAUUGCGCCACACAAUAAUAGUAAUUUGGUAGAUAGUAUUGUUUUGCAAAGGACAUAUUAAAUGCUAGUUUACUCCUAAGCCAUUUCAGUUGUACAGUAAGUCACCAACAUCACAUUGCAUCACUUAAAAUGUUGAAUUGAAUGAAAGUGCUCUCAUUAACUGGCCGUGUGGUGCAGAAUUUUUUUUCAGUGUAACAUCAGUGCACAUUUAUUUAUUUAUUUAUGAAUUUUUUUUUAAAGAGUUAUUGCUUACCCUCAUGGCACAGCCACCUGUCUAGAUUUUUUCAGGCACAUUUGUAAAGGAUCUGCUGUGUGCUGGCUUUUAAUCACAUAAGCAACACCAGCAGCAGUGCAGAUCGGAUUGAGCUCCGACAAAGUUGGCUUUUUGUAUAAAAGCAAAAUGAUUGGCGGCAAAAAACUGCGACAUUGACUUAACUAUAUCAUGAUAAAAUGUCUUGCUGGCUGUUAACGUGCCCUUGAUCCCAAUUACACAAUCUACCUAGUUUAAUGAGAAAUAAUCUCAUUAAAAGGGAAGGCUGAAUUAAGCUGCGUGAUGGAUGAGAUCCUAUAUGACGAUGACAUAUGGUGUCUGAAAUAUGAUUCGCAAUGUAUUAAAACACACCGAUGAACCCUGGGUGUGACGUGUAUUAAAACUGGCUUAUAUAUUUUUUUUUCUGACCAGAAUUGUUAACAUUUAUUCAUGGAGUGAAUUACAGAGGAAGCGUUGAGUAGACACUACCUAAUUCAGUAGCAGUAGCGACAUGCAUUAUAUAGGGGAACGAUGACCCUCUGAAUGUCACUAUAUAAUUUGCUCUCUUUAUUUAUUGAAACAUGAAUGCUGUGAUUGAUCAAACCAGCUUCAAGGCCACUCAUCAGUAACUCAUCACAGCAGCGAAGGAUUAUUUGUUAAAGGGCUAAUUGGCAUAUUGUAGCCUUUUGCAGGAUCGAUCAACGAUGAGUGUCAUGCGCAAACGAUAUGUUUUAUCGGCGGUGUCUAGAGAAGAAUUUGUUUCAUUAAGCUGGCUUUCGACGGUACAAUUUUGGGAUUGAUUUUGCCGUCAUAGACAAAAAAUCGCACGUCGUCGAGGAAUUAUUCGGUUGCGACUUGUGAGUAGGGCUGGGCGAUAUGACAAAAAUAUCAUAUCGUGAUACUUGAGGACAUUUCUACAAUGUCUGCAAAAUAGUAUUAAAAUAAACAAAACAAAAAAAACAUUACACUGACUUUGAUGAUAAUUUUCUUUAAUGCCUACAACAUUUAAAACAUUAAAUUCGUCAAAUUAGCGCAUCUGUUCGGUAUUGUUUCAUUUGUAAUUAUUGUAAACGUUAAAAAAAACAAAAAACAUCACCAUUCUAACGAUAUCUCAGAAAAGUGUAUUGUGUAAUUAUUUAUCACUGUAUCCAUAUUAUACCGAUAUAUCACCCGGCCCUAGUUCUUAGAAAACGUAAUGUGAUGUGUUUGCCGGCAGCCAUUUUAAUGCCAUUUCCAACCAAAGAUGGCCGACGAAACAGCUCUGGCAGUAUCAGAAAUUUUGGAUUCAAAUCUCAGAAUGUGACCACUGUGAUGACAAAUUGGCACUUGCUCGUCAGCGGACAAAUCCGGUAGUCCCAAUCUCAAAAUGUAUACGAAAAAUGCUGAAGGACAAAAAUAUCCUUAUGACCUCCAGCUCACUUUGAAGAAUGUUUCUGUUUGUACGACUCCAUUUUCUUCAUGCGACCAGAUUCCUUCCAUCCAUCCAUCUUCUAUACCGCUUAAUCCUUUUCAGGGUCACGGGGAAACCUGGAGCCUAUCCCAGGGAGAAUCGGGCACAAGGCGGGGUACACCCUGGACAGGGUGCCAAUCCAUUGCAGGGCACACAAACACAUACACACACCCAUUUAUACACUACGGACACUUUAGACAUGCCAAUCAGCCUACAAUGCAUGUCUUUGGACUGGGGGAGGAAAUCUGAGUACCCCGACGAAACCCCCACAGCACGAGGAGAACAUGCAAACUCCGCACAUACUCGGGCCACGGUGGGAAUCGAGCCCCCGCCCCUGGAGGUGUGAGGCAAACGUGCUAACCACUAAGCCACCGUGCGCCACAAGACUUAGAGGUAGAGACUUUGAAGAUACUUGGAGGAUCUUCGUCAUAUUAUACACAGGGUCUUGGAGUAUCCCCUUGUCCUGCAUAUUUUAGCUUUUCUUGCUUUAACUCAAAUUGAUUUAAACUCAUCAGCUAAUAUACAGCCUUCUUUGAGUUGCAGUGGGUGUGUUCAAGCAGGGAAAUCAACCUUGCUGAAAAAAACAAACAAACAAUGGAAACAUCACAGAAAUUCUAAUGGUUUCCACUAUAAAUACCAUUACAGACCAUCAGCUGUUAACCAUUAAAACCAUAAUAGGUCCUUAAUGAUAUUCAUUAGACAUAACAUGCCACAAAUAUAGUGCAACUAAUUACCAGUAGAGACCCAUAGGGACAGUUUCCAUUAAAACCAAUACAAUUCCCAUUAUAACCAUUAAAACCUUUACAAAUUCUAUGAGGGUUUCUAUUGUUCGUUUGUUUGGUUUUUUUCAGCAGGGAACAAAAUGUGCAGAACAGGGGGUACUCCAGGACCCGGGCUGGGAACCUGUUCAGUCCAUACAGGAAUUCACAGAGCUUUUUUUUUGGUAAUUAUUGUUGCGGCCAAAUAUUGAUGCUUGAUUUUGCUGCUGCUUUAAAAUGUAUUUAUUUAUUUUAGCAGAAAACUACUUGAAAUUGAUAAUUGUUUUGCACAGUCUUUGUUUGUUGGUAAAUGAGACUUUUUAGCUGUGCUCAUGUUCGACACACGCGAAUCGACGAGGGUUUUCGACCAAACGUGCAUUGUGAUGACAUCGCAUGACGCGUCUCGGGCCAAAUCUGCUGAACAUUUGCGGUAAUAUUGAAAAAAUCGCAAGCUCCUCUGAAUAUCGUGGAGUUUCCUUGAUUUUUGCGUACAGAUUCCUGCGAUUGCUAGAUCGCUAAAUCCCGGAGGGACCGCGCCUGUUGUAUAACCCGACAUGGAUCAUACUGUAGAAUUCAGUCUGAUCUAGAAUUCGGACAAGAUUGUAUCCAGAUCAGAUCAUGUAGCGUGUAAUCUGAAAAGACCACUGCAGAACCUCUCCCUCGCUCAUAGUCUGUCUGGAUCAAACUAUUAAAGCCGGGUGCACACCGUGCAAUUUUUUUAAUAGUCCUUUGCGACUGUUGCUUGUCAGACUGUACGAACACGAUCCCACUUCACACUGUAGGAGCUCAGCUGUCAUCAAUGUCAGACAAGACGUGAUGCAAGAAGAUGCUUCCGGAGUCGGAGACGCCACACUACAGGACUGCGCUUCAUAUUUUCUGACACCGCCAGAAUUUAAUCGGAGUUAAAAUCUGAUAGCAUCGGCUAUCGGGGAAAACUAGCGAUCAAAGACUACGAAUUUUGGACUAGGAUUAUACGAAUCUUUUCGGAUUCUCCAAAUUUGUCCCAAAUCGUACAGCGUGAACCCGACUUAAGUUAACAUCUGAAAACUUUUCAUCAUGACUUGCUUGGUGCUCCUGUUUCUGGAGCUCAACCCUUCCUUUAGAAUCAGGAUAAUCAAGCAGGUUCAUUGCUGUAGUAUGUGAAGCAGUUGGAAGUUUAGUGCUCCAGGAACAGGUUUGGUGAUCACUUUGGCUCGUCCUAGUGCUUCAGGAGAGCUCAGGGUGAGGUUUUUAUUUUAUUUAUUUAUUUAUUUAUUUUUUUGAAGUAGCAGCUCGUUACGUAACAGCCGUGGCCCUUUGAUUACGUAGAAACUCCGAGCAGCUGAUGAUCUAAUGGAUGUUCAAACGGUUUUGAGGAGACUGUUGUGUCGUGCUCUCUGUAAGUCUGGAAGCGACGCGUGGUCCCGGCGCGACAGCAGCGCAUGAAUAUUACCGUGCGCGUGCUACUUCGGAAGUAGGUCACCGCUUCAACCGUGUCUCUCAACUGCUGCUGCUGCUGCUCCUCUCUCCGCGUUCCGCUUCCCUGCUCCACACCGAGCCCGCUUCCAAUACCCACAACCCGGGAAUCUCACCGGAAUCUCACGCUCCUUUAGAUUUCAUAUAUAUAUAUAUACAUAUAUAUAUUUUCACUCGGCUGACAGAGUGGACUCUGAGGAUCUGCAUGGACGAUUGUAAUGACACAUGCACGGCAGAGGAACUCUUUAUGUAGAUAUCGAAGUGAAUCCAAGGAGCAGGUGAGCUGCCAGAUACAUGCUGAAACCAUGGGCAGAACCUGGCCAGAGUGCCCAAUGCUAGAAAAGAAGACUAAAAGGCAUUCCUAUAAAAGAGGAAGAGAUAAGGAACUAAAGCAGCAAAGCGCAGAUAGUGACCGGAAGCUUUAUCCCCUCAGAGGACGGCAGGGAAUGAGUGACGUGGGUUCCUUAAAGUGCUGUGUUCUACUGACUCGCUUAGAAGAAGGAGGAACUGGCAAGGGCAGCAUGAGAGCUGUGGCUAAGAACAAAAGGAAAAGAAAUAUGAAGGCAAAGAAGGGAAGGUCCAAAUCCUGCAAGUGUCGGAAGAAGGGCUGCAAAGUAUGCCAGCCUACGCCUGGACCAAAAAGCAACCCCAAGCCUGACAAAACUGCCUUAUACUUGGAACUUCUAGAACCUCGAAAGCGACGGUUGGCCUCUCUUAAUGCGGAGGCAGUCAAUAGUCUGUUGUUGUUUAGAGAGGACUCUCAAAUGUCCAGAAAACAGCAGAAUUCUCAAAAGGCUGAUGGUGAACUCCCAAAAGGAGAAACGGACGGUUCAAAGAAAGGACUAGAAGGCCAAAAACGCGCACAUACAGGAGAACGAGAAGAGAGUACAAAUCCUAAAAAAACCAAGAAGGCAAAGACAGAGACUGAACACCUGGACCAGCUGAAUCUAAACAGUCCAACGCCAAGGCGUCUAGCAGGUUUAAAUGCGGCUGCUCUUCUGAAGCUAACUAGCACCUCAUCUGGCGCUAAACGGCGAGCUAAAACGGACACCAAGCCAGGCAGCGGAGGAGCACGAACAAAACAACUGCAGGGAAAGAUGAAAAAACAACACAGCCCACUAUGCCUGUCCAAGCUGCCAGUAUCUCAACAGUGCUGCAAUCUCUGCAAGAAGGAGGCUCUCAAGACUGACACUUUGUGGGAAGGCACUUCUGGGGGCCAUGACUUCAUCAAACCUGGAUACCAAUGCAGGUCCAUGCUGAGCUACUCACUGAAGCCUGUGAAAGAGGAGAAAACUGAGACUGAUGUCAAUUCAUGUUACUGCUGUUCCCAGGAGAGAUCUGUGGAAUAUUGUCACCGACUAGCCCUGUUCCUUGGGCAGAAGGCGUAUCCUGAAUCAGAACAGCAUUCGUUGCCAUCUGUAAAAGGAUUCCUUCCUUCCCCUCACACACUAACCCACCCAGCUUUGACGCUAGGUGCUCAUUCUUACCCAUGCUACCCUGGUUACUAUGUCCACAUUGCCCACCAUGGGACAUCCUCACUCCCUGUAAGUACAAGUCCUGGACCCCAUGCACCACCUUCUGUACCUCCUAUUACACUGUGUCCCACCGGGGUCCAGAGACCCAAACUACUGCCCUCUCCAGUGUCUCACCCUUCAGGAAUUCCUCAUCCAGUGUACUGCAGCUCCGUGGGGACAUGUUAUGGAGAACCAUGUAGGAUCAGCGGCUGUGCCUACAGACACACUCAGCCCAUCGCUAACAGGGGCUGUUCAUUCAGUGCCGGGUGCUCCAGCUGCAGCCACAAAAUCAAGAUGGAGGACUACCCCUACCCACUGGACAAGCACAGCCCUUCUAUCUCCAUGCCCCCCACCUUGCCCCUGUCUGUCUGCCCCAUCCCCAGCGUGCCUGCUGCCACCCAGCCCAUGCCCCACCUGCAGUCUCCUCUGCCGGACGCUGGGCGUCCUCAGGUCCAGUUACACGUAGGCCGAGAGUGCCCUCAGAGUGCCAAGCCACCCAGCAGCUCGCGCUCUGCGAUACGGGACACAGCUGUCUGCCCCCAUGUGAAGGAAGGCCAGCUGGGAGCCAGCCACGGCAGCCAAAGCACCAAACAGGCCAAGAUCAGUCGGCGGCGGGCCACCAACGGCUGGCUGCCUGUGGGCACAGCCGCUGAAAAGGAGGUAUUCAUAGUGGGUGAGGAGUCGCCAGCACUGCGCAGGUGCUAUGAAGGAGUGCAGAGAGACGGAGAAGUAAUCAGGGUGCGAGACACUGUGCUGCUGCGUUCUGGCCCCCGGAAGAAAUCCCUCCCCUAUGUGGCUAAAGUAUCUGCCUUCUGGGAGGACCCUGAGUCAGGGGAGCUGAUGAUGAGCUUGUUUUGGUACUACCGUCCAGAGCACACUCAGGGGGGCCGCAAUCCCAGCAUGCACUGUGAGAACGAGAUUUUUGCUUCCCGGCACCAGGACGAGAACAGUGUCGCGUGCAUUGAGGAUAAGUGCUACGUCUUGACAUUAGCACAAUAUUGCAGAUUUUGUGCCUUGGUGAAGCGUCGCGAGGAGGGUCGUCCCAAAAGUGCCCCCCUGGUCCCUCCGGCUCGUGACUACACCAUCCCAGCUCAUCGCAGCGUUCCCGCUGAUAUCGACCCUGACCUGGUGUUUGUCUGUCGCCAUGUUUACGAUUUCCGCUACGGCCGCCUUCUCAAGAACCUGCAGUAGCGGUAGUAGUAAAAACGUUUGCUAUGAUGGAGCCAUACACUGAAAACCAGAGUCCAUAAGGUGAAGACACAAUCAAUAUCCUAAUCAAAGGAAUUCCUGAAAGGCCACAGGACUGUCAAAACUGAAGCUGUGCUUUCCAGACUCCAUACUUGUACAAGCUGAAACUAUUUUAGUUUGGUGAUUUAGCGUAAUGCUGUUUUGAGCACAACUUGGGACCGAUCUGAUGGCCAAUAUGUGAUCUGUAACCCCAUCAAACUGCUUAUAUAUAUAUGGCUUGUCAAUAGUUCUAUUUUAUAGUCGCUGCAUUUGUGUGCGGAAGAAAAACUAUCAAAGCUGUAGGUACAUUAGGGGUACCUUAAAUUAUGAAUUAGACUAUAAAUGUGCCCAUAUUGGCUGUAGAGUUAUUUAUUUAUAGAUAUAUGGUGGAAAUAUUUAUUUUUAGAGCAAUUAAAAAUGAGUUCCCUAGUUAAGUAGACAAGACCAAGAGUACUUGCUCUUCCCCAAAUCAACUCUUAAUCAAUCAUAUACCAAUUUGUCGUACCAUGCAGGACCAUAGAUGUAUUCUGGUGGACUAAAUACCCCAGAGUUCCUCAUCUAGCAGUUGGGUAAUUUAGCUGUAAUUGACCAAUUAGUCUGAGAUUUCUUUCACGAACUCUCAUCCUCCUAUAGCUUGUGAGGGACCUGCCUUACACCUUAGAAAGAGAGUGUUCUGCCUCCCCUCCUCACAGCCUGCCUUCCCAGGAAACCAAAGCUUUCACGCAGCGCCGCUACAUAUGAGUAAACCCCCCCCCCCCCCCCCCCAAUCCCCCCGGCCAUCAUAAGUUUGCACUAAUCUAUCAUUCAGAGAAUCAGGAGUUUGAUUCCGUCUGAGACGUUCACCUGCUACUGACUUUAAAUGGAGGAAAAAUACUGUGUAUUUGUUGUAUGUGUAAAUACAGAACCGAGAGAAUUAAUGUCUCCAAGUGUACAAACCGAGGGAGGUAGUCUGUUCCGUUCUCCAAGCGUGUGAAUAGAAAAGUAUUGCCUUGCGCACGCACACACACACACACACACACACACACACACACACACACACACACACACACACACACACUUCUGCUUUCAGUAUGUGCCAUUGGUUUUCCCCAGCGUUACCUUUUAGAUACGCUUGUUUCAUAUAUGAGAUCGAUAUGAAAAAAGCUAUUUCAUAUGGUCUUUUUUUGUGCCUUUAAUAGUAAUAGGUUGUCUGCUAUGAAAAAGAAUCAACAGGAGGUUUUCGUCCUCCCAUUCAUGGCUGUUUUGCUUUUUUACCUUAGCUUAGCUCGGUUUGUAUCAUGCAGCAGUUUGUGCUAAAAAAGCCAUUCCUUACGAGUCUCAUUGCACUAUAGUGACCCUCACUCUUUCCUGCUGAGAUAGAAAAGAAAAAGGGGGGAAAAAAAUUGACCUCGAGGUCAAUUCAGGAAGACUAGAAAGGCCAGAAAAAAAAAAUACAAGCUGCAACUUUUUCCAGGCAGCACAAUCACCUGGGUGCAUUGGACCACUGAACUGGAAUGAGCCCUUCCAUUUUUGUGAAGAGAAAAGCAUGAUGUAAGACUGUCGUUUUCUUCUACUGACUACAAGUAACUACGAACGUUCGACAAAGCGUGAUUUCCUGCUAUUAGGAAAAGGCUGCUAAGACUUUUUGAUCUAAUUCACUACACUCAGCGUAGGUGACACAGAGUAUAAGGCAGCUGGAACUGAGAGUUUUCCAAAAACAAAAACACAUGCCUUUUUUUUUUUCUUCUUCUUUUUUUUUGUUUUUUUCCUUCUCAUGUAAAGCCUUGAAGCGAACAAGCAUAUACUCGUUAUGGUUUCAUUCACAAAUGAGGACAAAUGUGCUUCAGUGCUAACACGCACCACGUUUUAAGUCAUUAACUAUCCAUUCCUCUUACUAUUAAACAAACCUGAGUGUAUAUCAGUCACACGUGUACUGUUGUGAUAGCUAGAAAUGUGAUUUCUGUACUAGUAUAGUAUGCAGAUGACUCCAGUCAGUGCAUAAGAUACCCAUGUUUGACAGUAUAGGCCAAAAUGUACAGCAUGAAAGAAUGCAUAUCACUUCCUUUCAGUUUUUCACCCACUGUUUCUUUGUAGUGAGAUUUGCAUUUUGUUCUUUUUUUUUUUUUUAAUUUUGGGAAACAGCAAUCGGACAAUAUAAUGUUUAUGUUGUAGGUAGCACAGCUGACAGAUACUGUUGGUUUUGAAAAUAAGAUUAUAAUGCUAUAAGAGAUGAAGGGGUCAUUGAAUGAAAUCUUUUGUAUAUUGUGUAUACAGUCCCCACACUUUUUCUAAACCUUGGUUCUGAUGUCUUGUUUUCAACUGCAUUACAACCAUAUUUUCUUGACGCACAACAUUUAUUACAAUAUUUUACUUUUUACGGUUAGCUAAGAAAGUACUAGUGUUCUUUUUAAAUUAUAAGUAGAGGGGGGAAAAAAAGACUUUGAUAUGGUUAAAACAGCUUUUCAUAUCCAAACAUGCCUGUAUGGAGAUGACGAAUAGUUUGCAAUGAUUUCAAAAAACUACUCGGUAUGGGAACACUAGAGAUUAAUUAUGUACACAAGGUGCUGUUGUACAUUUCUGUCGAUCUUUUGAAUCUCAUUACCCUGCAUGUGAUGACGACGUGGAUUAGCAUGUAGUCGAUAGAGUCACAACAUGGCAUUCGUUGUCCAUGCAAGAAUCAUUUGGCUUAAAGUAGAUCGCAGCACUGUAAUAUUUCCACCUGUUAGUCAUUUUAUAUGAUCCGGUGUCAUUACAGCAUCCCAAUAUUUCACCCUCUAUACUAACACACAAAAAGCAGGCUUUUCAUAGAAAAUGAUCCUUGUUUUUCAUUAUGUCGCAGCAAAACAUUGUAAACAUGAUUACAUAAACAGUCUUACAUAGCAAGUACUGAGUAUUUUUGCUCUUCCUUUGCAUUGUGAAUUGUCAUUGCUAUAGUAGAAAGUUCUGGAUGGAAUAAGUAGAGAGUUUUUUGUUCCAGAACGGGUCUAGAUGAAGUGGGAGGUUAAUUCUAAGAUGUACAAAACUCACCAAGCGCUUUGCUCCUUCGGUGACGUGAGUGUGUGGGUGUACGUGUGUAUACAGAUAUAUAUUUCAAUGCAGCAUGGAAGUACUGGGCAUUCUUGGAACUUAGUCCUAGCACAGCGCAUUUGUAUUAUUUAAGAUAAAAAAAAAAAAUGUAUAAGAGGAAAAAUAUUUAAAUGGAAUAAAUAAUAUAUGAGUUUCA
Molecule: messenger RNA, 9983 nt
Organism: Ictalurus punctatus (channel catfish)
Lineage: Eukaryota; Metazoa; Chordata; Actinopteri; Siluriformes; Ictaluridae
Gene: bahd1
Product: bromo adjacent homology domain containing 1
Exons: 7
Coding region: 4259-6745 (828 amino acids)
Molecular function (GO): chromatin binding
Source: RefSeq, a predicted model, not a curated record